Molecule: messenger RNA, 2508 nt
Organism: Seriola aureovittata
Lineage: Eukaryota; Metazoa; Chordata; Actinopteri; Carangiformes; Carangidae
Gene: pdpn
Exons: 4
Coding region: 368-910 (180 amino acids)
Source: RefSeq, a predicted model, not a curated record
UCUCUCUCUUCCCACUUCCUCAAAGUGGUCAGAGCUCCUCUCUUUUCUGUUGUCCUCUCUACAUCCCUCCACCACUCUACGUCUUCCUCCUCCAGCUGCGAGAGCGACCAGCACCGGCUCGGCCCAUUUGUCAUUUACCUUCACAAGUUAAAAGGAUCUCAGGCCACUACUUUUUUCCAAACUUCCCAGGAAGACUUUAUUUUCAUUCUUGACCUUUUUUGGUCCUUCACUCUGCCCCUCUAAGGAGCCCAGUUGCUGUGUGUAUCCGGCGUGUGUGCGGCAGCCUGUACGAGGACUCUGGUGUCUUGCUCUUUGCCCUGAGGGAGUCCCUAAAGGUUGUGACUGGAGGAGAAAAGUUUUCAUCACAAUGAAUGUUCAGCUGCUGCUCCUGUUGGCCCUGGUUGGCCCUUUCUGUGCCUUCACGCAUGCAAGCCCCACGGAGCUCCCUGUAGACGCUACAGCCUCCGAGGCUGCAGCAGAUGUCAGAGAUGCGACAGCUAUGCCUUCAACAGAGGACCUUAAUGUAGUCACCGGUCCUGCUCCAACUGAACCAGCGACGGCCCCUGCAGAGGUCACAGAAGAAGAAGCUGUCACUGAGGCAACACCUCCUUCCAUUACGGUUAAUACUGAAGAGCCUGUUGUUGAGACACACGCCCCUGCUGCUACUGAAGCACCGAAACCCAUCACCACUGACCCUCCUUCUGUGGAGACCGCAGCCCCCUCCACUGAGGCUGAACUCACAUCCAAGGUGACAGCAUCUGCUGAGACAGAGAUGGAUGAAGAGGCGUACAAAGGGGGCCUGAGCUCCGGCCAGGUAGUUGGCAUCGUGAUUGGUGCUCUGUUGGCAGUUGUCAUCGUCAUCGCCGUGGUGAUAGCCACGGUGAGGAGGAUGGGAAAAUACUCUCCUUGAGGAAAAAACCAGCCAAGCAGCAGGAGCGCCUAAAGUUCUGGAAAUUCUGAACUACUGAACUGUGACGUCAUUUCCGAUCAUUAAAACAUGCACGAUACCAGAACUAAACCAAUCUCACCAGUGGACUCUGGACUGCCAAAAAAGAGGGGGGAGGGGGGAGGGGGGCUUGUGUGUGUUUAUGUAUGUAUUGUAUGUGUGUGAGACAAGAGGGGUACAUGAGCAAACAUCCUCACCUCCCCCGCUACCUCCCUGACCCCCUCAAGCCGCUAAUAUAAAAGGCUCUGUCCUCCCCUGCUCCUUCAGAGAGAACAAAACAAAAUGACGGCAGGAUGUCACAAAGAAUUUCAGGGCUUUUCAAAUUUAUUUUGUUAAAAAAGAAAGAGAAGUAGGGAAUUAUCUGACCUGUCGGGGGAGAGCUCUCUCCUUUCAAGUGACAUAGUGACUUAGAUUUGCAUUGAAGUUUGUGAAAAGGACAUAAAAAUGGAAAAUACUGAGAAAAAAAGGAAAUUAAAUACACAUAGAAAAUGGGAACAGGAAAGAUGCGAGAGAGACUGUAACAAAUUCCACAGGAUGUAUAUACAAUGCAAGGGGACUACAUAGUAUACAGCUAAUGACUUUCUCAUAAUGCAGUUGCAUAGGCUAGCAUUCGUUAUUAUGGAACACACAGUACAUGCAGGCAGCCUUGGGCUAUUGUCGUGGCCUUAAAAACACCCCUGAGCACCAGUUAUUAGAAUUUCUCAUGUAGCCAGAAUCCCUGAUAUGUUGUCCAACUGUAUGAAGCACCGUGUGCAGAAGUUGUUCUGACAUAACACUCACAAGCUCCGUUAGCUAGCACGGGGCGAAGAGAAAAAGAAACGGCACCCUAAUUUGCAAGAGUAACGUGACAUUCUGCCCACUUUAACACUGACAUAUAAAAACCUAAUACAUAUCUGUGAAAUUUAGCAGAAGGGUUUGUGCCACUGUCUCUGGUAUUCUCUAGGGUAGGAUGAUUUUAACUUUUGAAGUGCAUUAUUAAUGUGAAUUGACUGUACUUUUUAACUGCCACCCAUUCCAAAAACAACAGCUGUGUUGACUUCUGGUUUGCUCCAUAUGAAGGCUUACACACAGCCAGUGGUUGUUAGAAAUAGUGAUAGCAUUGUCUUUGCAAUGUAUUCAUAGUACUUCUGUUAAUAGGCAGACUACCAGAACAGCCAUCCAGUCUUUUAAUUGAGCUAACCCCAGAUUGCGUGCACAGGAUGACAUUUUAUAGUUGCACUUAGUUUUAGUGCACAGUGUUAGGCAGUAAUGCCCUUUUUGUUAUUUUUGCAAUUGUAAGUGUGCUAAAUGGGUGUAAAAAUUAUGAAGUCUCAUCUUAGCUCCGCUUGCUUUACAAACUCGUUUAAAUGUGCACUGAAUGAGUGAUGUAAUGUUUAAUGAAUAGGCUUUAGACACUGCAAACGUUUGCAACGACAGACAUGUGUUUGUGUCCUCCCUUCUGCUUUGCCACAUAUUAUCAGUCCUAGAUCUUUAAUUUGUGCCAUCUUAUUUUUUUGAACCUUUUAUUUAAUUGCAGUGUUUUUGUUCAUACUGUUUCAAUAAAAAACUGAAAACUGAAAAUA